Oppiella nova is the source of this 429-nucleotide messenger RNA. Lineage: Eukaryota; Metazoa; Arthropoda; Arachnida; Sarcoptiformes; Oppiidae. The record is from the annotation of a GenBank genome assembly.
AUGAAUAAAUAUCUCGCAGAAUUUAUCGGAACCUUUUGGCUGGUGUUUGGAGGAUGUGGUAGCGCAAUAUUUGCCGCUGCUUUUCCAGAACUGGGCAUCGGUUUUGCUGGUGUUGCACUGGCAUUCGGUUUAACCGUACUCACAGGCGCUUUUGCUUUAGGGCAUAUCUCAGGCGGGCAUUUUAACCCUGCGGUCAGUGUGGGUUUAUGGGUAGGUGGUCGUUUUAAUGCCAAAGACUUAGCCCCUUAUAUUAUUGCUCAAGUCAUCGGUGGUAUUUUGGCCGCAUUUGUUUUGCGGGAUUCACAGGAACUGGUGGAUUCGCCAGCAAUGGCUUUGAUAAACGUGCACCUGCUGGCUUUGCCCCGAUUGCCAUCGUUAAUCCAGCACGAAGUACUGCUGUGGCUUUAUUUGCUGAAACAGCAGCAUUGA